CUGCUGGGGAGAAGGGAGACUUCAGCUUCUACUGAGAGGAUAUGGAGGGUUUCUCCUUGCAGAGACCCAGGCAGCACACCUUGCCUCCCUUCUCCAACAGGACCCUGAACCACCCGUCUUUCAUGCCUGUGUACAUGGCUGCAGGCUUAGCACACCAGGAUGGCGAUUGCAGCCAAACAGUCCAUCCCCUCGGCCCCGAAGACUUUUUCUACUCUGAUCCCAACGUGACCUGUGGAAGGAUCCCCAACGUUGUAAGUGAUUUGAAGGUUUUCGAGUGCUUUAAGCUCAACACUCCACCACCACUUAUGUCCGCCUGCCCGGCUCCCCCACCCUGUCCAGACCCAUUCAGAUUUGGAACAAACCCGACCAGGAAUCUGGGCCUGUCCACGGCUGAAUAA
Molecule: messenger RNA, 398 nt
Organism: Eleginops maclovinus (Patagonian blennie)
Lineage: Eukaryota; Metazoa; Chordata; Actinopteri; Perciformes; Eleginopidae
Product: histone deacetylase complex subunit SAP25-like
Exons: 4
Coding region: 42-398 (118 amino acids)
Biological process (GO): regulation of DNA-templated transcription
Cellular component (GO): nucleus; cytoplasm
Source: RefSeq, a predicted model, not a curated record